Messenger RNA from Drosophila erecta, 3823 nucleotides. RefSeq names its product potassium voltage-gated channel protein Shaw (gene Shaw). Gene Ontology annotation, biological process: protein homooligomerization; potassium ion transmembrane transport. The record is from RefSeq and is a predicted model, not a curated record. Gene Ontology annotation, molecular function: delayed rectifier potassium channel activity; protein binding. Gene Ontology annotation, cellular component: neuronal cell body membrane; dendrite membrane; axon. Lineage: Eukaryota; Metazoa; Arthropoda; Insecta; Diptera; Drosophilidae. The coding region runs from base 477 to 2009 and encodes 510 amino acids. The transcript is spliced from 10 exons.
UUGUUCGGAUUCCUUUUCAGUUUGUUAAAUCGCCUCGAACGGUACGGAACGCGCGCGCGAAGAGAUCGGACGGCCAACUCCCCGGAAAGAAAGGAAAUUAGUGGCAGGAGGCGCCCCCACGAGGAAAACGAGUGUAGUGCAGUAGUGAAUAGUCCUCGGCUUAGUUUACCCCUUUUUUUUAUCGCAAUUUUCACCAAGCCCCCAAACAGCGGGCUUCCUGUGUUUUUCCGACUUUUCCUGCGACCAGACUGCCCAAAAUUCCCAGCAUCGCAACUAUGUUUAUGGGCAGAGCGCAACGAGGCCGCAGGAUGAGAGAAUAGCGGCAUGUUGUCCAACUCAGCCCCAACAUAUGGUGGUCCGAGGUCCUGAGGCCUGAUCCCCAUUGGGUGCCGCAGAGUGGAUCGAAGUGGUGCCUGGAAGGAGUGGUACGCGUAACUGCAUAAAUCGUGGGCAAGGACAACGAAAAGCAUUCAGCCAUGAAUCUGAUCAACAUGGACUCGGAGAACCGGGUGGUGCUCAAUGUGGGUGGCAUUAGACACGAGACCUACAAGGCCACGCUGAAAAAGAUUCCGGCAACGCGAUUGUCGCGAUUGACAGAGGCCCUGGCCAAUUACGAUCCGAUACUGAAUGAGUACUUCUUUGAUCGGCAUCCGGGCGUCUUCGCACAAGUGCUCAACUAUUACAGAACUGGCAAGCUGCAUUAUCCCACGGACGUGUGCGGACCGCUGUUUGAGGAGGAAUUGGAGUUCUGGGGCCUAGACUCGAACCAAGUGGAGCCCUGCUGUUGGAUGACCUACACGCAGCAUCGCGACACCCAGGAAACCCUAGCCGUACUCGAUCGUCUCGAUCUGGAUACGGAAAAACCGUCCGAGGAGGAACUGGCGCGCAAAUUCGGCUUCGAGGAGGACUACUACAAAGGCACCAUAUCCUGGUGGCAGGAAAUGAAGCCGCGCAUUUGGUCCUUGUUCGAUGAGCCCUACAGUUCCAAUGCAGCCAAGACUAUUGGCGUGGUUUCGGUGUUCUUCAUCUGCAUUUCGAUCCUGUCGUUCUGCCUGAAGACCCAUCCCGACAUGCGGGUGCCCAUCGUCCGGAAUAUUACAGUGAAAACUGCGAAUGGAAGUAAUGGCUGGUUCUUGGACAAGACGCAGACCAAUGCGCACAUAGCCUUCUUCUAUAUCGAAUGCGUGUGCAAUGCCUGGUUUACCUUUGAAAUAUUGGUGCGCUUUAUCUCAUCGCCGAACAAGUGGGAGUUCAUCAAGUCAUCUGUUAACAUCAUAGACUACAUAGCGACGCUUAGUUUUUAUAUCGAUCUAGUGCUUCAGCGGUUCGCAUCGCAUCUGGAGAACGCUGACAUCCUCGAGUUCUUCUCGAUCAUCCGCAUCAUGCGUCUGUUCAAGCUGACGCGCCACUCGUCCGGACUGAAGAUCCUGAUCCAGACGUUCCGGGCCUCGGCCAAGGAGCUGACCCUGCUGGUGUUCUUCCUCGUCCUGGGCAUCGUGAUCUUCGCCAGCCUCGUCUACUACGCGGAGCGCAUCCAGCCGAACCCCCACAACGACUUCAAUAGCAUACCCCUGGGCCUGUGGUGGGCCCUGGUCACCAUGACCACCGUCGGCUACGGUGACAUGGCCCCCAAAACCUACAUCGGCAUGUUCGUGGGCGCCCUGUGCGCCCUAGCCGGCGUACUAACCAUCGCACUGCCAGUGCCCGUCAUCGUCAGCAACUUCGCCAUGUACUACUCGCACACGCAGGCCAGGGCCAAACUGCCAAAGAAGCGGAGACGAGUGCUUCCCGUCGAGCAGCCGCGGCAGCCCAGACUGCCAGGUGCACCUGGUGGUGUCAGUGGCUGCGGCACCCCGGGCUCGGGUCCCCACUCCGGUCCCAUGGGAUCCGGCGGAACUGGACCACGUCGCAUGAACAAUAAAACCAAGGACCUGGUCAGCCCCAAGUCAGAUGAAUAUACAACAAUGAUUGGCAAACCGCGCGAUGGCAAAAAGAGCAGGCUGCUCUAAGCCAACAAACACAACAGCACCAACAUGAACCACGAUACGACAACAACCACAACAGAACCAGCUGAAGAACCAAUAUUCCCCCAUACCAUUACUUCCAAGCUAGAACUCGCAAUGAGAGAUGAUGAUGAUACCUUCCUAUAUAAGAAUUUGGCAAACUGAUCUAUGAGUAAGCGAAGGAAAAGUUGAGAGAAACCGAAAACGCAACCCAAGGACUGGAUAAAGAUCAUAUAGCGGAUAUAGACCAAAUCGGAUCGUGGUAUGUGGAUCGAUGGCACACUUUCUGGAUGCCAAAUAGCCAUAGAUACAUAUAUGAAUACUCGUAUGGUUACUUUGAAUAUGGACGACGUCUGCUACUGAUAUCUACUGUACUACUACCACUCCAACCUGCUAUAUAAUCGUAUAUAUAACUACAAUAUGUAAUUUUCUACGUGUUUUCCUCUCUCUCUAUUUCUCCACCUUUCUUUACAUAAAUUAUAUUAUAUUCUAUAUAUAUCGUGUACGUGUUGUUCUUCAGUUCUGGCUCGUUCGUUUCUUCGUUAGCAGUGUACAAGAUACUAUAUACUAUGUUCAGAUCUGUAAACGUAUCUUCUCUCAUUCUCUAUGUGUGCGUGUGUAACUUUGUGACCUUUUGUUCUAGUGUCUAAUCGCCCCGAAUCAGAGAACCCUUAGCUAUGUAAUUGAUCGCAAAACUUGGAAUCUACUUUGUAUUAUCUCGAACUCUUGUAUUUCAGAUAUGGCCUUCAGUUUCGACUAAAACAGAAUACAGAACAGAACCAGAAAGAUAUUUUGUAAUUUGAUAAGCCAGCUCAAGACACAGUAUAAGAAAAAAACAAGAAAAACUCGGCAACAAAAUCGAAAAAAAUCGACACAAAAAUCAAAACGAAACCUCAGUUAUAUACGAAAUGUAAAGAAAUAAGAAAUCCCCGGUUCGUUCAUCUAUCAUCUAACUAUCAGCUAACCAAAACUCGGACUCUGCUGGGCGGGUGUGUGUUGGUUAAGAAACCUUUUAAUAUCUACCCCUAACAAACUCCAACUUUCUUGCUCUCUUCCAACCCGAAAAAUCCCCAACUAAAAGUGUCAAAUAGUUGAAAAACUUGGAAACUAGUUCGUAGCAAGCAGAAACUCUAGAGUUUAGAGCCACCUUCACAAAUCCGAUUUCCCAGCAUUUGAUUCUACAAAGUUUUACCCCCACUCUGCCUGAGUCCAACUUAUCCAACCGAGCGGAAAUCUUUGCCAAACGUAGCUUGCAGAUACUGUAUCUAGCCUUAUGUGUGUGUUUAUUUGCCGAGCAUGCUGCAUGUGACCCGAUUUUGACCCGAGUCUUGGAGUGUGAUUAGUGUUUUCAUAUAGUUGUGUGCGAUGUUUGUAAUCAUGUUCGUGUUACACUUAACCCUCCCAAUGAAACCACCCCCCACCACCCCUCGUAUAUUGUAGCAACCAAGUGCACCCAGUAAUAUACCAUAAGCAAUUUUGAAAAACAAAAAAAAAAAAAAAAAUAAGAAAACAAAGUUGCCUCCCACCUGCCAUAUGAAAAAUUCAUUCAAAGUUGACCAAAUUUGAAAACUCCAGCUUGACUAACCGACUUAAUGAAAAUAAUAUUUAUUUCUCUCUCUCUUUUUCUUUCUCUGUUUUUCUCUUACUCAUCCUGGACUUCCCACUGCUAUAUCUAUCUAUUGUUUCCGGCUAUAUAACUCCACCUACUCCACCUACCUCCUAUCCACCCGAAACCGAAACCGAAACUGAUAAUCCUUUCUGUGGCGGGGUUAAAACAAAAAGUUGCUCAACUUUUCGCAGGUCCACUGGGCGCAAGUAUU